Phalaenopsis equestris is the source of this 513-nucleotide messenger RNA. RefSeq lists its product as uncharacterized. The record is from RefSeq and is a predicted model, not a curated record. Lineage: Eukaryota; Viridiplantae; Streptophyta; Magnoliopsida; Asparagales; Orchidaceae. The transcript has a single exon. The coding region runs from base 1 to 513 and encodes 170 amino acids.
AUGGUGGUAUGUUAUGGAUUCACUCAGGCUCAAUCGAACCAUACUCACUUCUUCCAGCAUUCCUCUAACGACCAAUUAGCUAUCCUUAUCGUUUAUAUUGACGAUGUUAUUCUCAGAGGUAAUAAUCUACCAGCAUUGGAGUCCUUAAAAGGCAUUCUUGAUGAUUCCUUUGAAAUGAAGGACUUGGGAUCUCUUUGGUACUUUUUAGACAUUGAAGUUGUUUGGUCAUCUCAGGGUAUUUGUCUGUCUCAACGGGAAUAUGUGAUUGAUCCUUUGACAGAGAACAAUCUUCUUCUAUGCAAACCAACAGUUGUCCUGAUGGAUCAAAAUGAAAAACUUCUUGAUGUUCCUAAUGUUCGUAUAAACAAAACUCACUAUCAGCGUCUUGUGAGAAAACUUAUCUACCUUGCCCAUACAAGCCCAAACAUAUGUCACACGAUUAGAAUAGUGAAUUCAUGCAUGAUUCCUAUGAGCACCAUUUCCAAGUUGUCCACCGGAUUUUCCACAAUUUAA